Molecule: messenger RNA, 1665 nt
Organism: Bacidia gigantensis
Lineage: Eukaryota; Fungi; Ascomycota; Lecanoromycetes; Lecanorales; Ramalinaceae
Exons: 3
Coding region: 1-1665 (554 amino acids)
Molecular function (GO): GTP binding
Source: RefSeq, a predicted model, not a curated record
AUGAAUAAAACUCGCAAACUUCAAAAAACCAUUGGAGGAGGUCAAGACCAUGAAAAGCUAUAUAUCCUCGUCAUGGGUCUGACUGGAGCCGGAAAAAGCACAUUCAUUUCUAUACUCACCGGGAAUACAGAUAUUCCAAUUGGCACAGCCGCGGAAAUGGAUGGAGUAACUCAAGAGGUCCAGGAUUACAUACUCUUCUACCGCCAUAGAGGGCUGCUAUAUGAAAUCCACCUUAUCGACUCACCAGGCUUUGAUGAUGGGACCCUGGUAGAUGCAGAAGUCCUGUCUCGGAUCGCAGAGUAUGUGAAUAUGAAUUACCUGUUGAAAGAACGACUCGCAGGAGUUCUUUACUUACACGACAUCACCAAAGGAAAAGUUGGAGGUGUUGGCCAGCGCAAUCUCCGAAUGCUAGAGGAAAUGAUUGGAGUCAAGGAAUUCAAAAACGUCACACUCGUUACCACCAAGUGGGGCUGCACAAAGAGUCCAGACGAUGAGCGACAAAGGGAACUUACUCUGAGCACCAACAAAAAGCACUUCGGUACCAUGUUAGACAACGAUGUAAAUCAGUCGAACGCCACAAUGGUACAAUUCGAUCCAAAGUCUAGAACCAAGGCGCACGAGAUUAUCGAGCCAUUCUUAGGAAAGAGAUUCACGACCCAGAUCUCGAAGGAAAUGGUAGACCCCAGAGGACCUAAACUACCACUUGGCGAAACACAUGCUGGCAAGGUGGUUGUUGACAACCUUAAGCAAUUGGAAGAGACGAAGGAACAGCUUCAAAUGGUCCAGAAGGCACAGCAUCUUCUCUCACUGAGAUACGACGAAACCUUGUUUGAUGAGUUCAAACGGAAGCGCAAAUAUCUCCGCCGCAAACAUGGGAUGCAGCGCUCCGGCCGAUGGGUCAUGCGCACAUCUAUUAUUGGAGGUACUAUCGCGGCAACGGUACUGACUUUGGGACCAGGCGCUGCGGGUUUUGCAUUAGAGCCGGUCUAUGAGCAGUCGGUUCGUGGACAGAGAAGGAUGGAGAAGAGAGAGAAGGAAGAUCUAGAGAAAGAGUUCAAGGAAAAGAGCAAGGAUGCCAAUCAUCUGAAGCCUGUGGACCCACAAUGGCUCUGGGACUCAAAAGUUCAGAAGAUCGGCGAUCUUGAGAGUCACAGCGUUAGGAGUGUCAGCUCCGAGGACGUGCUGGAAGUGGCCAGAAAGGGUGAGAUGGUAGGAUUCGCGGCUGAUGGGGAGGAUGAUGAAAAGGCGCAGGAGGUUAUCUUGAGCGAGUUGGUCACGGAAGCAGAGUCUGAAUCAGAUUGGGAUAAUUUAAGUAUCGUUAGUACGGCUCUUCUGCUAUCUGCUAUACUUAUCUCGCAGAUGUUCAGGCCAAAGAGAAUGGGCAAAAUGCUGCGGCUGGGGAUUACACAACUGAGAAAACGGAUCUUAGACAGCGAGUGGUUCACUCGUGGCCGGACGCUGCAGGAGCUAGUUGCUUCCAAGAAGGUCAUCUUUUACGAUCAGCAGUGGCACUACUUAGGUACCAAGCAGAGUCUUAGCUCUGCUUUGACUGCUGGAACUGGUGUGCCAGACUUCAUACUUCAGGGGGCGUCGCUUGCGAACUGUUCAAUUGCGCAACGAAUGUCGUGGGCAGGCAAUAGGGAAACGAGUGUCCCCGAGAUAUAG